This is a messenger RNA of Pichia kudriavzevii, 5862 nucleotides long. RefSeq lists its product as uncharacterized. Gene Ontology annotation, molecular function: helicase activity; transcription termination site sequence-specific DNA binding. Gene Ontology annotation, cellular component: nuclear body. The transcript has a single exon. Gene Ontology annotation, biological process: termination of RNA polymerase II transcription. Bases 1 to 5862 code for a protein of 1953 amino acids. The record is from RefSeq and is a predicted model, not a curated record. Lineage: Eukaryota; Fungi; Ascomycota; Pichiomycetes; Pichiales; Pichiaceae.
AUGUCUUUGACCAGCUCUUCGGACAGUAUUGUCAGCAGGAUCAACAAGACCUACACGGUCGAUGAUCCAGCAUUGCAAGAGUCUGUUGUUGAAGAAGCAAUGAAUUAUUAUCUCUCAAUUAGAGAAUCGAAUGAUCCAAUUAAUAACAACACCAAUGAAAAUAAAUUGAUUAAAGACCAUCUCUUUUGUUGCUCAGACUCUUCCUCUACAAUUGUAUCCUUUUUAGUUGUAGUUCUUGCUGGAUUUGCUGUUGAUUUUAAUAAUGAACAAUUCAUACCUAUUCGUACCUGUAUAAAUAACUGUACUGACUGCUUGUUAUCAUACCAUAGGAAAAGGGCAUUAAUAAGAAAGAAUUUUUUGCUGGAGAAAAUGGUACCUUAUAAUCAAAUUCAAUCGACUAUGGAGAAACCAACUAUCUGGGAAGCUGAUAACCUAUAUUCACAGAUUGAAAAAUCAAUUGAUAAUAAAUUAGAAAAUGAAGAAUUGAAAAAGUUGUUGACUAGGAUCUUCUUUGAGUGUCUACUGAAUCCGUCGAUUUUAAGGUAUCAUGAUAAACUAAAGAUUUACUUCAACCACUGUUUACAAUUCUUGGACGAUUCCCAUGAUUUAUUAGUUUCAAAAGGCUUGAAAAUUUAUCCCGGUUUGGUGUAUUUGUUAUUUUCUGAUGACGAAAACCAAAGAAACUGGGCAAUAUCAAAAUUACCUUAUAAUAAAGAAGAUAAGAUUUACUACAAAGAUAGUGACUUUGAUCCAUUGUUCAUCGAAGAAUACGAGAUUCAUUUUUUUAACAUUCAAAAGCCAGAUUUUUUCACUGAUGAAAGAUCAAUUCAAUUUUGGACAAAUUUAAUACCUCUUAUCAGGUUUUCAUCAGUUGAUACGAUUAGAAGCACCAUAAUGGAACCUUUUUCCUGUGCUUCUUAUAGAGAUGACAAAAGAAUCAGAAUUGUUCCACUCUAUCAAGUUUUCAUCAACCAUGUUUUUUCCUACCUGAAAACCCCACUUCCUUUUUUAUUGAGGUUUUUAGGGGUAUCUCUGGAAAAAUUCAAAAUUCAGUUAUUCGAAUUCAUCAAACCUCACAAUUACAUGAGUUUCUUCGAUAUGGCCUUCAAUAACCCAACCUAUAAAAAAUACUUACAAGAGCUACCGCCUGAAACAUUUCCCUCUUCAUUAUCUCAAUUAGAUACAUCAAGAAAUCCGCUGUUUAUUGAUUUGGUCAAGUGGAUGGAAAUAUGUUCUCACAUACUUAAUGAUUCAAGUAAGUGUCAGUUUGCUAUUGCAAUGUUUGGCUUUUUAGCUGACUUCAUCACUGAUUCAAAUUGUGGAAAGUUUAUUGGGACCUACAUAAUGGAAAACAUGAUUCAACAGCUUUCUUUGAAAAAUACAGUUUUCCAGAGCGAUAGAUUAGGUGUCGAGUUAUCUUAUAAAGCAAGUGCAAGAUCACUACUUGAUAAAAAAUGUAUUGUUUUGUUUGAUUCGAUCAACAUCAAAUUUUUAAAAUCAAAAGCGAUAAAACUAAUCAAGACGUGCUUGAUUUAUGAUAUCGAAUCCUACUCUUAUUACUCAAACAAACUAAAUUUAAAUGAGCCACUACUUACUCCUGAAUUCAACAAUGCUUUAUGGAAUUUAUUACAAGUUAAGGUCACCUCCAAUUCAAAUAUAGCCUUAAAUGUUUUCUCCGCUUUUUCAAAUAUUAUCAAUGUUUAUAUGAUUGAUAUUCCUUAUAAGAAAACAAAGCUAAUAUCCGAAAGAAAAGAAGAGAGUGUUGUAAAGGGCAUAUCAUCCGAUUGUAAUAGGCAUAACAAAAUUAUUGAAAGCUUUGCUACAUCUGUGGAAAAUGUUUUGAAUAAACUUUCAGAAUAUAUAACUUCGACUCAUAUGAAGUCAAUUAUCAAUGACAACGACGCCUCCCUAGGGUUUUGGUCUCUUUUAUUGUCACCAAUUGACAGAAUUUACUCAUCAGCCGUGGCAUUAAUGUCAGAAACAUUUGAUGUUGAUGACAGACUUGAGGCUUUUAAAGAGUGCUUAAAAUUAAACAUACACUUAACACUAGAUGCUUUUAAAGCUCAGAUUACAAAAUACACACGCUUGCAAUUAUUUUUACCCACUCAGAGAACCGUAAAAAUUUUGAUGGAUUUUAUGAAUGCAUUAUUCAAUCCAAUGAAUGGUAUAAUUGUUUCGUCGAAAAUCGAACUAACCCUUGACCUAAAAACGUCGAUAGUUGAAUUUUGGAUUGAUGUAUGGGGAUUCCUAGGAAUGAUUUUCAAGAAUAUUUUUGACUGGUCAAUCACUUAUGAACGACUCAAGGUUACUUUAGCCAAGGAAAUAUCAGAUAAAAUUACGUCAGAUUUGUUAAAUUUCACCAGAGAUGUGCUAGAUUUGUCUCAUUUAGUUCUCAAUGGUAUGAAAAUCAUAGUUUCUCUUCUAGAAACACAAAAUUACACAAGUACCGACAUCAAAUUAAUCAAAGAAACACUUUUGAAACCAAUUGUAGUUACAUUAGGUAAUCUAUUUAAAUGGUUGCGUCUAUCUGAUAGUGCUUUAUUGAUCAGUUGUGUUGACUUAAUUACUAAGAUUUUAGACUUAUCAUGUGAAGUGAGCAUGCAAUUAAGUGAGGAAUUACUCACUGUUCUCGUCAAAUUAUGCCUUAGAGCUAAAAAGUUCAAUAAUAAGAUGAAUAUAGAACAGACUGGUGAGCUUUUAUUGCGUGCAAGAGCCAUUGAUUCUAAAUUAGUGGAGAAUGUUUCAUUUGCCGUUGAAGAGGAAAAGAAAAGUAAAUCGCAACCACCUCCUACAGAUACUAAAUCUGAAUUACAAUACACUUCAAGGAAGCAACAAAAUACACUUUCAGGCUUUUUAAAACCAUAUGUCAGAGAGAAUGUGCCAUCUUUUAAUCCUCCGAAAAGAAUGUCUAAAUUGGAGAUUGCACAGGCUAAAUUGGCCGAAAAAAGAAAGAUGGAAGCAAAGGAGCCUGCACCUGCAAGGCCAUCAGGAUUCAACAUCAAAAAGAAAAUAGUCAACAUUUCAGAUAGUGAAUCUGACCACGAUUCAGAUAAUGAAACCCAAGAUGGUAAUUUGUUCACGAAGGAACAAGUAGUUGCUAAAAUGAAAAAAACUAAAGCAGCUUUGCAAUCAUUACAAGCUCCAAGGUUUAAUUCCAGCAAUACACAAAGUAUGAAACAGAUAGAAUUAAUGCAAAAGAAGAAGCAGGAGGAGUUGAUGAGGUUGAGGUUAAACGUCGACACUACUCCUCUUUAUAAAACCAUUUUGUCAUGGUCAUAUAAUAAUGACAAGGAGUUACCUUCUGAUUAUGAUGAAUCCAAGUAUAAGCCGAUCACAGACAAAUUUGAAAGUGUGAAGGAUUAUAGGAAAACUUUUGAGCCUUUAUUGUUGCUCGAAUGUUGGCAAUCAAUCCAAAGGGCCAAGCAAGUUGGUUCGGAAAUUCCCUUUAGAUUAACUAUUGGUUCCAGAUCCGCCACGGACUCCUUUUUUGAUAUUUAUACAUCCGUGAAAAAGGAAGUCGUUAAUGAAACAAGAUGUUUUGGUGAUAAUGAUCUAAUUGUUCUUAUGAUGGUUGAUAACUUACCACCAGAGGAAGAUAACAGAGGUAUACCGAGAAAGUUGGUGGAGAAGUGUACUGUCAACUGUUUUGCUAAGGUUAAAGAAAUUAAAAAUACAAACGGGCCAUAUGCGGAUGUUGUUUUGAGGGUAUCAUCUGACAAUAAAGUUGUUCAUAAAAUAUCACCAAGUAUGGAACUGGUUGGAUUGAAAGUUAAUACAAUGACUACCUUAGAAAGAGAGUUUUCAUCUUUAUAUGGUUUACAGUACUAUGACUUGAGUAAUGAGAUUAUCCAAGCUGUUCCUGAUCCCGUUGAAACUCCAGACGAGAAAAAGAUAAAUAAAUUAAAGGAUGUAUACGAUGUCAACGAUUCCCAAGCAAAAGCCAUUUCGGGUACAGUUCAAGGGCAAGGGUUUUCACUAAUUCAAGGUCCUCCGGGUACAGGUAAGACAAAAACAAUUCUUGGUGUCAUUGGUUAUUUUCUCACUCAAGAGGAUAAAAAUGUACAUCGAGUACUGGCUCCUGGUGUGAAGGCAAAUAUCUCAACUUCAAAAGCAUCAACAGGUUCAGUUGAUAAUAAGAGAAAAAUUCUAAUAUGUGCACCUUCUAAUGCAGCUGUUGAUGAAUUGGUGCUUAGAAUCAGAAAUGGGAUAAAGAAUUCCAAAGGUGAAACUUUCAAACCGAAUGUUGUUAGACUAGGUAAGUCAGAUGCCAUCAAUGAACAAGUUAAGGAUUUAACCUUGGAGGAACAAGUUGAUGCACAAUUAUCGAAGAUAAAGAAUAAUGAUGACUCUAGUAUUAGGGCAGAGCAUAGAGCUUGUAUUGUUGAACGUGAUGAAUUAAGAAAGAAACUCGAGUCUAACAGUCUCACAGAAACUGAGAUUUCGAAGGCUGAAAUGAGAUUACAAGAAGUUCUGACAAAGCGUAGAGAGCUGGGUAAAAGGCUAGAUGAGAUGAGAGAGCAAAGGGCUGUAAAUUAUCGUAAUAGAGAAAUUGAAAGAAGGAAUAUACAAUUCAAAAUUUUGAACAAUGCACAAGUUGUUUGUUCUACCCUUUCAGGAUCAGCUCAUGAUGUUUUAGCGGGUAUGUCUUUGACUUUUGAAACUGUGGUUAUUGACGAAGCUGCUCAGUGUAUCGAAUUGAGUGCCAUCAUUCCUUUGAGAUAUGGUUGCAAGAAAUGUAUUAUGGUUGGUGACCCUAACCAAUUACCUCCAACUGUUUUAUCUCAAAAAGCAGCUUCAUUCAAAUACGAGCAAUCACUAUUUGUCAGAAUGCAAAACAACCAUAAAGAUUCAGUUUAUUUGUUAGAUGUGCAAUACCGUAUGCAUCCAGAAAUUUCGGCAUUUCCAUCCAGGGAAUUCUAUACCUCAAAGUUAAAGGAUGGUCCAAACAUGAAGCUACUGACAGAAAGGCCAUGGCAUGAGAUCGAGGAAUAUGGACCUUAUAGAUUUUUCAAUUUGAGGGGUAGGCAAAAUAUUAACGAUAAAACAAAAUCGUUGUAUAAUACAACUGAAUGCAAAGUCAUCCUUGAGAUCAUUGAGAGUUUGUACAGAAAAUUCCCCAAUAUUGAUUGGUCUAACAAAAUCGGGGUUAUUUCUCCAUAUAAAGAACAGGUGAGGCUUUUGAAGAAAACUUUCGUAGAUAAAUAUGGCUUCUUGAUAACUAAGCAGAUUGAUUUCAACACGGUUGACGGUUUUCAAGGUCAAGAGAAAGACAUUAUUAUUUUUUCAUGUGUUAGAGCGGAAAAUAAUACCGGUGUUGGGUUCUUAGCUGAUAUAAGAAGAAUGAAUGUUGCAUUGACAAGAGCAAGGUCUUCAUUGUGGAUUGUAGGUUCUGUUGAUGCGUUAGUUUCCAAUAAAACUUGGAGAGAUUUAUUUGAAGAUGCUAAUAAAAGAAAUCUGGUUACGCAAGCCUAUGUCGGUUUCACUAAAAACAUAAGGAUUGGUGAGGGAAACGCAAAUUCCAGUCAGACUCCAAAUACACAAAAUAUAACAAGAGCAGGUGCAAACAAGAAGACGAUUUCUCAUCAUGACAAUGCCAAAAAAAGGACUAUUUCUGAUGAUGGUAAAAAGAUUGGACAUUCAGAUAAUCCAGAUUUUUCAAAGAUGAGAAAAAUUUCUAAAACAUCGAAUCCCUUACCCGUGAAGAAAUAUAGUGGACAAAUAUCAGCUAAUAAAAUGACAAAAAUUUCACAGCCGAAGUCUUCUGGUGUUAUCCUUCCAAGGGCACCUAAUGGUGCUCCAUCGGGUCUAGUGAAGAUAAGUGAUAAGAAAAAAUAUCCUACGAAGCCUUCUGGUAGAAAAUAA